GAAUCAGAAGCAACGCAUCGAUCUUACAAUCUCUCCGGUACAAUGAGAUACCUCAUCUUUAUCACCGUAUGUGUCCUUUCGUCCUCUUCCGUUCUCGCCGAAGAGAUGUACACCACGAAAUUCGACAAUGUAGACGUGGAUGCGAUAUUAAGCAACGACAGGCUGUUAAACGGAUACGUGGGUUGCCUGCUUGAUAAGAAUCCUUGCACCCCAGACGCAGCGGAACUCAAAAAGAAUCUACCGGAUGCGUUGGAGCACGAUUGCGCCGGUUGUAGUGAGGCGCAAAAGAACAUGGCCGAUAAGAUCUCUCAUCAUCUAAUCGACAAUAAACCGGACGACUGGAAAUUAUUGGAGGACAAAUAUGAUCCUACUGGAGCAUAUCGACGGCGUUAUUUGGAGAACAAAUCCGGGGACGGAGGCAGACUCGAUUAAUAUCAUUCGCCGUAAGGAUCAUAAUGACCAACUCUAAUUCGACCUUGGCUCUAUCCUCCGGACUUGAUUGCUUGCCUUGUAAUCCUUGUCAUAUGCGCUAGUUUCACUUUACGUAAUGAUUGCGUAAUGGAAAACCCUAUUGCAUUCCAUCAUCUUUCGAAGCAUGGAAGUUUCCAUGUAUAUAUUAAGACGGGAUAUUAAAAAAAACAAUAAAAUAUAAACUCUUGUUUCACAUUUUUGCACUAACGCGCAAUUUCUUUUCUUUUGCUAUAAAUUUGAUAAUCUCUGAAUCUUAAAUGAAUACGUGCUUGCAAUCGAAUAUUUAUUAAAUGUGAUUUACUUAGACAUUUAAAAAUAAAUAUUUCAUUUAACAUAAUGAGUUAAUAUUCUUGAAUUAGCAACGAAUUGUUUGCGAGUCUUUUUGCUCAUGUCGGUAAACAAUAUGUGCAAUAAGAAUUGUUUGAUUAAUAAUGUAUGUGUAAAAAUAUUUACCAGAAUGUAUUUUAUUUUUAUUUCAAUUUUAAAAUACAAAGACAAGGAUUUACUCUAACUAUCCAUAAAAAUGAUUUAAUUAAAAAUAUCGUGGUAUUAGAGUAUUGCAAUUAGAAUUUUGCAACUAGAAUUACAAUAAUUUGCACAAAAAGAGAAAUAAUAAACAAUGCUCAGAGAGAGAGAGAGAGAGAG
Messenger RNA from Atta colombica, 1116 nucleotides. RefSeq names its product ejaculatory bulb-specific protein 3-like. NCBI's taxonomy places the organism in Eukaryota, Metazoa, Arthropoda, Insecta, Hymenoptera, Formicidae. Bases 43 to 432 code for a protein of 129 amino acids. The transcript is spliced from 2 exons. The record is from RefSeq and is a predicted model, not a curated record.